AUGGGUGCACAUAUACGCAAAAUACUAGCGCCACAAAGCCAGCAAGGAGGACAACCAUCUUCUCAGCCUCUUCCACAACAAAUGCCUGUACCACAGGGAUAUGUUCAACCACACCCAGUGGUAUUAGCAGCUCAACAACAACCCGCGGUUCAACCUGUAUCCAUUCAACAGCCAGUGCAACAAGGGCAAGGUUUUGCACCGGUACAGCAACCCAUGAUGCCUUCCCAACAACCUAUUAUGGUUCCUGUACCUCCUCAACAGCCAAUGAUGGCUCCCGAACAACCUAUUAUGGUUCCUGUACCUCCUCAACAGCCAAUGAUGGCUCCCGAACAACCUAUUAUGGUUCCUGUACCUCCUCAACAGCCAAUGAUGCCUCCACAACAACCUAACAUGGCGACUUUUACUCCGCAACAAUCCAUGAUGCCUUAUUCACAACCUACUGCGAUGUCUGCUGCUCCUCAGCACCUACAUCAAAUGAUUCCUCAACCACAACCUGGAUAUUCACAACAGCCGGUUCAGGGUGGUUUUGCUCAAUAA
Rotaria sp. Silwood1 is the source of this 537-nucleotide messenger RNA. The record is from the annotation of a GenBank genome assembly. Lineage: Eukaryota; Metazoa; Rotifera; Eurotatoria; Philodinida; Philodinidae.